Messenger RNA from Sycon ciliatum, 1050 nucleotides. RefSeq names its product adhesion G protein-coupled receptor E2-like. Gene Ontology annotation, molecular function: calcium ion binding. The transcript has 9 exons. The coding region runs from base 1 to 1050 and encodes 349 amino acids. Lineage: Eukaryota; Metazoa; Porifera; Calcarea; Leucosolenida; Sycettidae. The record is from RefSeq and is a predicted model, not a curated record.
AUGCAUAUUAAUGAAUGUAAUCUGAAGACCCACAACUGCAGUAGCCAGUCAGCAACAUGUGCUAAUAACGAUGGGUCCUAUAUAUGCGAGUGCCAUCCAGGGUUUAAUACCUGGAAUGGCACUGACUGUCAAGAUGUUGAUGAAUGUAGCUUGAAGACUGAUGGUUGCACUGAUUUGGCAACAUGCGUUAACACGUUUGGUUAUUUCCGCUGUGAAUGUCCACCGGGGCUUAGGAGCAAUGGCACCGGCUGUCGAGAUGUUGAUGAAUGUAGCUUGAAGAUCGAUGAUUGCACUGGUCUGGCAACAUGUGAAAACACAUUUGGUUCUUUUCUCUGCAAAUGCCCACCGGAACUUAGGAGCAAUGGCACUGACUGUCGGGAACUUGAUGAAUGCGAAGAACGUAAUUUGACGUGCAGCAUUGAUGCUCCCUGUACUAAUGAGAAUGGGACAUUCUCAUGUGUUUGCAAGCCUGGAUUUACUGGAGAUGGAUUUUCCUGUACAGAGAUCAACGAGUGUCUUCUGCCUUCACCGCCCUGUGAACCUAAAAGGUGCAUUAAUGAGAUUGGAAACUAUACAUGCUGCCAACUUGGGUAUAUCGCCAAUAGGACAAUGCUGAACAGUGCCGGGAUUGAAGAAUGUAUAGUACAAGCAUGCCCGAAUAGCAAUCAGUUUUUGGGCACCGUCACUGACAUAACCAAUGUUUUGAAGAAUUUGACCUGCCUUCCAGGAUUGGCCUUGAAGCCGGGUGUACCUACAAUCCAGUACUGCGACGCUCAAGGCCACUGGCCUACUUGCUCUGAUAUUGAUGAAUGUAGCUUGAACAUUCAUAAAUGCACUGGCAUGGCAAUGUGUGUAAACACAAUCCGGUCUUACCAGUGUACAUGUCCAUCAGGGUUUCGCAGUAAUGGAAUUGACUGUGAAGCCGUGGUUGGCUUUCACCCGCUCCUCUUCGAUUCCCAACUACAUGCUAUAUUGAAUGUGGCGGUCUCAAAAAGCUUCUGGCCAGAGGAACACAGCAAUAGCCAGCAACUCAUCAGUGGAUCCAGAUGA